Molecule: messenger RNA, 1322 nt
Organism: Myripristis murdjan (pinecone soldierfish)
Lineage: Eukaryota; Metazoa; Chordata; Actinopteri; Holocentriformes; Holocentridae
Gene: b4galt2
Product: UDP-Gal:betaGlcNAc beta 1,4- galactosyltransferase, polypeptide 2
Exons: 7
Coding region: 7-1158 (383 amino acids)
Biological process (GO): carbohydrate metabolic process
Cellular component (GO): Golgi apparatus
Molecular function (GO): galactosyltransferase activity
Source: RefSeq, a predicted model, not a curated record
UGGGCCAUGACCCGGCUGAUGUUGGGCCGGACUCUGGAGCGCAUCUGUAAAGGCGUCCUGCUGCUCUGCCUGCUCCACUUCCUCAUCAUGAUGAUCCUGUACUUCGACGUCUACUCCCAGCGCUUCGACCUCUUCAGCCGCUUCAACAACGGACGCAACGGAUCCAGGAAUAACGGGAGCGGAGCGGCGGGGAGCGGGCAUCAUUACUACUAUUACAACCUGUCCCGGCCCAACGUGACGUUAGCCAGCUACCUGGCCACGGGGGAGCAGCUGGUGCCGAGCGCCAGGCCGGAGACCAAUCACACGCCUUCCCCCAAGCCGCUGCCGCCGUGCCCUGAGAUCCCCCCCGGCCUGGUGGGGCGUCUGCUGAUCGAGUUUAGUUCCCAGAUGACCAUGGAGCGAGUGCAGAAGGAAAAUCCCAACGUGACAAUGGGGGGCCGCUACACGCCCCCUGACUGUCGGCCCAGAUGGAAGGUGGCCAUUAUCAUCCCGUUCCGCCACCGGGACAACCACUUAAAGUACUGGCUCCACUACCUCCACCCUAUCCUCAGACGACAGAGGAUCGACUACGGCAUCUACAUCAUCAACCAGUUGGGUGAGGACACCUUCAACCGUGCCAAGUUGUUGAAUGUCGGCUACACGGAGGCUCUGAAGGACGCGGAGUACGACUGCUUCAUCUUCAGCGACGUGGACCUGAUUCCUAUGGACGACCGCAACCUCUACCACUGCUACGACCAGCCGAGACACUUCGCCAUCGCCAUGGACAAGUUUGGCUUCAGACUGCCCUAUGCAGGCUACUUCGGAGGGGUUUCAGGCCUGAGUAAAAAACAGUUCCUUAAGAUCAACGGCUUCCCCAACGAGUACUGGGGCUGGGGAGGGGAGGACGACGACAUCUACAACAGGAUCACUCUGAACGGCAUGAAGGUGUCCAGGCCAGACGUUCGGAUCGGCCGCUACAGAAUGAUUAAACACGAGAGAGACAAACACAACGAGCCCAACCCACAGAGAUUCAAUAAAAUACAGAACACGAAGAACACAAUGAAGAGGGAUGGCAUCAGCUCCCUGACCUACAGACUGGUUCAGGUCAAGCGGUUCCCUCUCUACACAAAUAUCUCCGUGGAGAUCGGCAAGCCCCCACCCAGGCCCUUCAAGGGCUGAGAGAGGGAGCGAGAGAGGAGGAGAUGAGAGAUGUUGAGUGGUGAGAGGGAAGGAGAGAGAGAGAGAGAGAAAGAGAGAGAGAGCGAGCGAGCAGAGGAACCAUGUGUGUCAGACAUCUGGAAAGACGUAGGAGGGAAGGAUGAUGGCGAAGGAAGAGGACUCAC